Molecule: messenger RNA, 1196 nt
Organism: Amphibalanus amphitrite
Lineage: Eukaryota; Metazoa; Arthropoda; Thecostraca; Balanomorpha; Balanidae
Product: prefoldin subunit 1-like
Exons: 5
Coding region: 115-663 (182 amino acids)
Biological process (GO): protein folding
Cellular component (GO): prefoldin complex; cytoplasm
Molecular function (GO): protein folding chaperone
Source: RefSeq, a predicted model, not a curated record
GUCUUGAAGGAAAACUCCAACUUUUCCCGACUUUUAUGAACGCAAAUACUAAAAGAGUUUUGCAGAUAACUCUGCGCGAAUGAAGCAAAGUAUCUAGAUUCGAUAAGAUUGAAAAUGACUGGUUGCCUGCCUGAAGGCCUAGAAAGCGACAGAACGAAGCUAUCUCAUAUAGGAUCGAACUUGGAGACUGAGCGAAACUUUUCUGCAAAUGGAGGACAAGACUUGGAGGUGGAACAGUCUGACAAGCCACUAAUCACAAAGUUUAAGUCAGAAAAUAUGUCUGGUGCAGCUAAGGAACCUGAUAUGGAGCUGAAAAAGGCGUUCCUGGAGCUCCAGCAGAAGAUGCAGAACACCAACCAGUCAAUACGGCUGUCUGACAUGCAGAUUGCUACUCUGAAGCGGCAGAUCGAUCAUGCCACGCUCACCGAUCGUGAGAUUCAGGCUAUGCCUGACACCACGCGGGUCUAUGACGGCGUGGGGAGGAUGUUUGUCUUGAACAAUGUACCCACCGUGAGGAAAAACCUGGAGAAAAAGCAGGCGACCAACAAGGAAAAAAUCGCCAAACUAGAGGCCAACAAGCAGUACUUGGAAAAGAGUCUGAAGGAAUCAGAGAACAACCUCCGUGAACUGAUCAAAACCAAACAGCGGAUCGCGGUUAGUUAAGGCUCUCAUACAACCGGGGUGGCAGAGCGGGCGAGAGAGAGAGUGACGGAGCAGGGAGAGUGUCAAGAGGGGGAGAGGGAGAGAGUAACGGAGGAGGGACAGAGUGACGGAGUAGCGGAGAGAGUUACGGAGUAGCGGAGAGAGUUACGGAGGAGGAGAGAGUAACGGAGGAGGGACAGAGUGACGGAAUAGCUGGGCUUGGCACACGGGAAAGGGAAACUCUUCGCACUUUUCUCCUUGCCUGUGUAUAAUAAUGAUGGGAUGCAUUGGAUGAUCCUCGACUGGCACCUACCGUUCUGUCGGUAUGACGUCAUUGUCUGAGAUGACGUCAUCAACUGAUGAGGUGACGUCAAUGGUUGGUGCAGGAUGACGUCAUCGGUCUGUGAGUGUGUUUGGAAGUGUGUGAAUGCGUACUAAGCUGCGUGCUAUUCCGUGCUCGUUUGAUAGGAGAUGGUUCAUAAUGUUCGGACUUUGGUGUUGAGAAAAGAAAAUUCCACGCCUAGAGUGAUGUGGAAGGUUUUCAUUAUAAUUCG